GGCAUUUGUUUCAGUUAAACUCCAGUGCAAGAAACGUGGCGUCUUUCCCAUUAAUCAGCUUGAGAGGGGCCUCUUCAGGACGAGGCUUGAAGUACCUAACCAGCUCCAUCAGUUAGCUACGCUAGUUCCAUCCACUUCACAUCAAGACCCCGUGCCGAGUCAGCCAGCUCCCGACCCACCUGGCAAGAUUACCGACCCUGCCUCGAAAAGCGUCUAAUGACCGAAAGUGGACCGACAACUUGCCAGAUUGUGUAUAAUAUCGAUAACGAAGUAGUCUAGUAGCGAUGUUUAUUUAUUUUAUAAAUUGAGCUAGCUAGCUUGUGCUACCGCAACUUUUAUCCAAGUAGCUGCAAGCAUCCCUGGCUUACUUGGGGUGGUUGUUAUUCAAAGACAAGAGUCAAGACUCACUAGGCUACUGCCAUUUGGCUAUUUGUAAUAGCUAUUUCUGGAGCCAUCUCCCCGUUGUACUUUUAUUACAGACAUAUUUGCUGUGACAAAAUAGGGUUGCUAAUUUGAGCAAUUCAUCAGUUUGCCAUCAUCGCCUCGUUUAGCUAACGUUAGCGAUCUAGCUCAAAUAGCUUAGCUAGCUAUCAAACCUGCUAGCAAACGUUACUUUGUUUUCUGGCUAGACAACUAGCUAGCUAGCCGCUAGCAGUAACGAUAGCAAGGUGCUGCUGACACAUCACAGCCAGGCGAGCCGUAGCAACUAGCAAUAGCUAGCUUGCCAAAUUAGAGUAGCUUUGUUUGAGUUCAUUUUCAAGAUGCCUGCAAUGUUGGAAAAAAACGGUUCCGAAAUAUCAGGGAAGCGGAGAGGGAGAAAUACAGUUAAUAAUCCUAACAAAAGUUUUGCUACGAAUGGAAACAGUAACAUUUCAUGGGAGGAAGGAAGUUCGGGCUCCUCCAGUGAUGAUGAGCAUGGUGGCGGAGGUAUGCGAGUAGGUGCUCAAUAUCAAGCCAUCGUUCCAGACUAUGAUCCUGAGGUGGCCAAGGCUGCCCAGGAGAGGGACAACCUGGGCAUGUUGGUGUGGAUACCCAGCCAGACCCUGGCGGAAACCAAACUUGAUGAAUACAUUUCAAUCGCCAAAGAAAAGCACGGCUAUAAUAUGGAACAGGCGUUGGGCAUGCUGUUCUGGCACAAGCACAAUAUAGAGAAGUCCCUGGCAGACCUGCCUAACUUCACGCCUUUCCCAGAUGAGUGGACGGUGGAGGACAAGGUUCUCUUUGAACAGGGCUUCAGUUUCCAUGGCAAGACAUUCCACCGCAUCCAGCAGAUGCUACCUGACAAGUCCAUCGCCAGCCUGGUGAGGUUCUAUUAUUCAUGGAAAAAGACUCGCAGCAAAACCAGUGUCAUGGAUCGCCACGCACGCAAGCAGAAGAGGGAGCGAGAAGAGAGUGAAGACGAGGCUGAGGAGACUCCUCCCAACCCUCCCAGCGACGUGGACUUUGAUCCCAGCAAGGAGGACAAGAAGGAGGUGGCCUCAGGAUCAGAAGCCAAACAGGAAGCCAAGCCAGCAGCAGCAGCAGCAGCAGCAGCAGUAGCAGCAGCAGCAGUGGUAGUGCAGAAGCCCACUGGCGUGGUCGAGAAGGUGGCCCAUGUGAAGAAGGAGCUCCAGGGACUGUCAGGGAAGAACCUGCACAGAGCCAAGAAGAAGCCCCCUAAGGGCAUGCACCUGCACCAGGGGGACGUCGGGGCCAUGUCCACGAGCGGCCCUGCGGCCUUGGGAGUGCUGCGACAGCUGGACACAGAGCUGGUCACCAUCAAAAGACAGAUCCAGAGCAUAAAACAGAACAACAGUGCCCUAAAGGAGAAGCUAUAUUCUGGAGUAAAUGACUUCCGCGUGCCUGAGGUGACCCAGAAGUUCAAUACUCGCUGGACCACAGAUGAGCAACUGCUGGCAGUACAAGCCAUCAGGAAGUACGGACGAGACUUCCAGGCCAUCUCCGACGUGAUCGGCAACAAGUCAGUGGUCCAGGUGAAGAACUUCUUCGUGAACUACCGCCGGCGUUACAACCUCGACGAGGUGCUGCAGGAGUGGGAGGCCGAGCACGGCGUGGAGGGGGGGGCCAGGGGAGGAGCGGAGGAGGAGAAGAUGGAGGUGUCUCACUCCCCUGAGGAGGCGGGAGCCCGAGGAGGAGCUGGCACGCCGGCCGUCCAUGAGGAGCACAAGGAGGAGUCGUCACCCACAGAGACCCAGCAGCCCCAGGCGUCCUGAGCGGGCGACCAUCUUGGGAGGGAUGGUGUUGGCGCUGGAACUUCUGCUCCCUGCGGAUCUGAGGGCUUGUGAAGGGACGAGGAGGAGCCUGCCCAGGUCCCAGUUCAGACCUGACCCCCCCCCCCCCCGGCCCCCCCGUCCCAGUUCAAUCCCAAACUAUGACUUGACCACCUCCUGAAGGUCACCAGAAGGUCAUUCUUUCCCCUAUCUCCCCAUGGUCAGCCCUCCUUCUCCCUCCCAACCCCGACCACCCCCCCCGUUUAACCGGACAUGUUAAGCUACCACUACAUACAGAGAGGGCACCAGCGACCACAUGUCAAAGAGACUGUGUAGUAACUACCAGGGUUAGCUAAAGCACUUUACUAUCCCACCACCAUGACCAUGACCGUGGCCAGACCGGCCAUCUCGACCUGAUCCUAUCCCUGUCCCCUUCCAGCAAUGAAUCCACAUCACAAACAUCCUUCCUGUACCUCCAUUUGUGUCCUUAUUAUGUCACACUGCAAAACCUUUUUUAUAUCUCUUCUUUUCUCCAGAAGUUCACUGUAAACCUAGCUUUAGUUAGUGACAAACACUACCAUAAUUUCCACCCUGUCCUACAGUUAGUGCUGGAGACAUCGGCACUGUACAGCCUAUCAGUCAGAUGCGAUUAUUCAGGUUAUUGAUUAUAUUAUGUUUCUCCUACAAAAGCUGGCACCACCAGCGAAAAAGGCAGCAGUGUUCUCGGGGCAUCUUGGUGAAAACCUAAGAGUUCAGUUCAGAGAGUUCAUCGCUAAUGGAAACUUGUCUCCCGAGAUUGUUCCAAUAGCUGAUUUAAUUUGUCUUCUGCCGAGAAGAGUCAAAUAAUUGUGGAAAUGUUAUUCAUUUUUAGGGCGCUGCUAAGUGCUCAAAUUGUAAAAUUGUAUUCAAGAAUAAUGGUUAAGGUUAUACUAUUUGUAUUGGAAUAUAUUUAUGAUGCGUUUAGUGAUUUGGUGUCUGAUGAGGCAGACCUAAUGAUUGAAGUAAGAAAUUGUACAUAACCUGGGAAUUGGAGGCCAAGGAUUUCAUCAUGUUCAACAGAGCCCUGGGGGUCUGGUUUCCUGGACACAUGACAUUGAGUUCUAACAACACCUAGACUAACAAAUACAAAUGAACCAAUUGGGAUUUGUUUAGCAACUCUAUGAAUCUUUAUCUUAAUCAAGGAAACCAACCCUAGGUGUCUGACCAUGUUUGACUUAAUGUGGACUUCACAUACUUCGAUUAGCAAUAUUUAAGAUUAAUUUAGACUUGAUUAGCAAUGCCUAGAAAAUAUAUACAAUUGGGUCAUACACCGUUAAGUUGUUGAACUCUGACCCCUAUCUAGUUCAGGUGAGAGGAUUUAGCCUUUAAAAUAGAUGAAUGAGAGAUUGUAAUUUGACUGGAUGUUCUUCAGAUACAUUUUUAUUAAAAACACUGGUUUCUCAGACACAGAUGAAGCCUAACCCCAUGCCCAAGACUCAUGUCAAUGUAGGUUGUCCUUGGAAAGUUCUUUGUUCUUUCAAAUAAAGAUGCUUUAGUCUGGAUCUGUGUUUGGGAAAUCAACACCUUUUAGAGAAGUAGGAAUUUUGUUGGUCAUGUCCUGUACACGGGACAUGCCCGUUGAGAAAUUUUUACUGUCCUGGUACCAAGCUUACUGUCAGCAUAAUGUUUUAAUGCCUUUUCUAUACUUGUGGAAAUGUGUGCGUUUCUGAGGGUAGGGUUUCAAUGCUGAGGGGGUCUGUGUGCGCACACGUGUUCAGGUGUGUGUGUGUGUGUGUAUUUUAUUGCAGUCAUUAAGCAUUAUGUAUCCAAUUUGCAGUUCAAUAAACAAUACAUUUGAAGGAUU
Molecule: messenger RNA, 4053 nt
Organism: Osmerus eperlanus (European smelt)
Lineage: Eukaryota; Metazoa; Chordata; Actinopteri; Osmeriformes; Osmeridae
Gene: rcor1
Product: REST corepressor 1
Exons: 13
Coding region: 762-2213 (483 amino acids)
Biological process (GO): regulation of transcription by RNA polymerase II; negative regulation of DNA-templated transcription
Cellular component (GO): histone deacetylase complex; transcription regulator complex
Molecular function (GO): transcription corepressor activity
Source: RefSeq, a predicted model, not a curated record